Molecule: messenger RNA, 3326 nt
Organism: Betta splendens (Siamese fighting fish)
Lineage: Eukaryota; Metazoa; Chordata; Actinopteri; Anabantiformes; Osphronemidae
Gene: afap1l2
Product: actin filament associated protein 1-like 2
Exons: 20
Coding region: 221-2890 (889 amino acids)
Biological process (GO): positive regulation of epidermal growth factor receptor signaling pathway; positive regulation of DNA-templated transcription; inflammatory response
Cellular component (GO): cytosol
Molecular function (GO): SH3 domain binding; SH2 domain binding
Source: RefSeq, a predicted model, not a curated record
GGAUGAGGAAGAGGAGGACAGCGCUGCUGCUCCGCUCCGUCACAGCUCGGUCCGCCCGCGUCCGUCCACGGCCGCGUUCCGCGCAGACUUCCUCCGUGUCCCGUCACUCAGCAGCGUUUUUCGGGGGGGGGGGCUUCUUCGGGACCGCUCGGUUUUUUAUGUGUGGAGGAACGAGACGCAGGGACCGAGAAGGUGAAACCGCGAGCGCGCGCCCGAGGCAAUGGAGAAGCACAAAGUGCUGGACCAGCUCCUGAUGGAGCUCCACCGCUUCCUGCUGGUCCUGGACAAGGAGACGCUGAGUGGGAGCGCCACCGUCCAGAAGGGCCUGCUGGCCGACCUCCUGCACAGCUACAGCGCCUCCAACGGCGGCGACGAGGAGUACAUCUACAUGAACAAAGUCAUUGUCACCGAGAAGGACAAGAGUUUGAAAGAUGACAAAUCAGAUGCCCUGGUCAACGGAAAAGCAACAAAACAUGGUCCAGUCCCACAGAAGACCCUUCCAGACCUGCCGCCCCCCAGAAGCGGUGUGGUUGGUCGGGAGCCGUUCCCGUUGCCCCCCCUUCCCGCCCCGGCCUGCGUGGACGCAUCGGAGAGCUACUAUGAGGAGGCUCAGCCCUAUGAGGAGACCAUCAACGACCUGCACCGUCUCGCCCUCCUCUCAGGGCCGUGGAUGCGGGUGCAGCGCUCUGACAGCGUGGUCUAUGCUGUUAUUACCAGGGACGACGGCGAGGCAGUCAGCAGCUCGUACGAGUCCUACGACGAGGAUGAGGCGGCGCGGGGAAAGUCCACCCAGCACCAGUGGCCGUCGACCGAGGCGUCGAUCGAGCUGAUGAAGGACGCGAGGAUCUGCGCCUUCCUGUGGAGGAAGAAGUGGCUGGGCCAGUGGGCCAAGCAGCUGUGUGUCAUCAAAGACCAUCGCCUGCUGUGCUAUAAGAGCUCCAAGGAGCAGACGCCCCUGCUGGACGUGAGUCUGCUGGGCUGCAGCGUGAUCUACAAGGAGAAGCAGGUGAAGCGGAAGGAGCACAGGCUGAAGAUCGUCCCCCUGGGAGGCGAGGCCAUCGUGCUGGGGCUGCAGAGCAAGGAGCAGACGGAGCUGUGGCUGAAGGUGAUUGAGGAGAUCAGUCCCAAACCGGCGGAGAGCGCCGACUCGCAGCUCCCCGCCGCCGACUCGCCGCGGCUCAUCUGCACCAAGGGCGAGCUGAGCGAGCGGCACUCGGCGGCGUCGGAGAGCGGCAGCAGCACCGACAGCCACGCCGAGACGCCCGAAAGCAAAGACGUGAAGAAAAAGUAUGGCGCGGGUUUGAUGUUCAGCAACCUCAUGAACAUCGGGAAGAAAAAGCUGUCGUCGCUGGAGAGCUCGGAGAAAUGCGUGGACACGUCAGGCUACCUCAACGUGUUCGUCAACAGCCACUGGAGGACCUGCUGGUGUCUGAUCAAGAACGGGCAGCUGUGGUUCUACCAGGACAAGGGCAAGAACAAAGUGAGCCAGCCCGCCGUGACCCUGGAGGGCUGCAGCAUCCUGCCCGACCCCAGCCCCGAGCACCUGUACUCCUUUAAGAUCGACAUGGACGGCGCCCAGCUGGUCACGCUGGAGGCCAAGUCCUCCGACGACAUGGGGCACUGGCUCGGCCUGCUGUUGUCGCAGACGGGCAGCAAAACCGACCCCGAGGACCUGACGUACGACUACGUCAACGCAGAGAGGAUCUCCAGCAUCGUCAACGCGGCCAGGACUUCCCUCUACUUCAUGCAGAGGAGAUAUUCUGAGCCCAAUACCUACAUCGACGCCCCGCCGCCGAUCCCUCACAACUCUGACGACCUGUACGACGAUGUGGCGUCUAUAGCCGAUCCAGAGGAUGCUGCUGAAGAGGGCGGCGAGGACAACAGCCCCGAGGACAAGAGCGAGACGCGCACACGGGAUUCCCAGGACGCCGCGGCACAAGAGCAGGACCCUGACAACAGGAUUUACCUGGACCUCAUCCCCGUGAGAUCCUUCCUCCACACACCUGCUGGAGAAAGAGUGUCACCGGGCACAGAAACGUCGACACAUUCCCCAGUCGCUGCAGAGGACCAGCUGGACUCCUCGUAUCAAGAGGUCAGUUCUUGUCCUCCAGAGCCAACACCUGCGUUCAAUGAAGUAGGUUCAACGUCUGCCAACAGCGACCCUGGACAGGACGGUCCCCUGACUAAGGCUAAGACCCCGACCCAGAGCCAGGAGGCAGCCAAGAGGGUGGGCACCGGAUUCACACAGGCCUUUGGCUCCAAAGCCCCCACAGCUGCUGGCUUCCCUCACAGUCCUCAGCCCAUGCGGCUAAAGGCGCAUACGAUAGGGUCUCCUUGUUCCGUCGAAGUGAAACUGGGAAAGAACCGCACUGAGGCCGACAUGAGACGCUACAUUGACGAGCGCGAUUGUCUUCAGAAGGAAAAGGACGAGGUGAGGAGCAGCCUGGCGAGCCUGAAGAAGGAGAGGAGGGAGAUCAAAGAGGAGCUCAGCGCCUGCCAAGACUCCCAGCAGCAGGCCUUAAUAGAGGCCCGGCUGAAGCAGAAGGAGGAGGAGUGUCGCGAGGCGGAGCGCCGGCGGGUGGAGGUGGAGCUUAAGCUGAUGGAAGUGAAGGAAAGUCUGAAGAAGGUCGAGUCGGGGCCGUUCACACUGGGAACCACACUGGACAGCAGCCGCCAGGACACGGCGCCGGCUAAAGCAGCCGCUGCGCCCGCCGCUCAGACACCCCCACCGUCGUCCCAUCUCUCCACCAUCACCGUCACCAUCACCGCAGACUCUGCCUCACCUGUGAACUCGGCAUCCGCUCUAAAAACCAGACCAGCUUCCAUGAUGGGCACAAAGGGCAACGUCCUGCAGAAAGCCAAGGAGUGGGAGAAGAAGUCCACCACCUAGAGGAUGAACUUAAAAACCCUCCGACUACUAAAAUCCAAACUGUCUUAGUUUGGAUGUUUGUCAAUGAGCCAAACCAGCGUCCUCCCUCCUUCAGCGCCUCUUAAACUAGACUGCGAGAAGAGUCCCAGUGAUGAACUUUACGUUUUAAUAACUUUUCUAUGAGCUUUUUCAAACUGUCUGAACCUUUGAUGUAGUAGCAUUGUGGCAGUCUAACGGGGAGAAAGUUUCCAGGAUGCAGAAAAGCCAAACAAUUAAAACCACUCGAGUGCGACGCCUGCGUGCUGAACUGGCCGUUCUGUCCACUAUACAUCGUAGCUUGGUUCAUAUAUGCUGGUAGCCAAGAUGUAAAUAUAUUUACAUCAGUAUUUAGCCUUUUGGCUUGUAUUGCUAGCUAAAAAUGCACUUUUUAUGAAAAAUAAAAAUGUACUGACAAUAA